Anopheles arabiensis is the source of this 1920-nucleotide messenger RNA. Its product is annotated as venom serine protease-like. The record is from RefSeq and is a predicted model, not a curated record. Gene Ontology annotation, biological process: proteolysis. Lineage: Eukaryota; Metazoa; Arthropoda; Insecta; Diptera; Culicidae. Bases 92 to 1291 code for a protein of 399 amino acids. The transcript has 3 exons. Gene Ontology annotation, molecular function: serine-type endopeptidase activity.
UGUCAGAGGGGGAGAUUAGUUUAGUGAUCGUCCGCGAUCGAGUAGUGAAAGUACGUGUGCAGCAAGAGAUAGGGCAACAAUUGAAAAGAAAAUGCUCAAGUUCGUUUGGAAUGACAGUGGAGCGAUCUUGGUGCUGUUGGUGAUACUGAUGUCCAAUGUGGUGACCGGUCAGUACGGUUCGUGUGAUCUGACGUACAAUUACACCAGUGGUCAGACGAGCUAUAUAGAGUCGCCCAACUUUUCCAACUACUAUAUACCGGGCACCAAGUGUCGGUACACAAUAAACGCCCCGGUGGGCCAUACGUUGUACGCGCAGUGCUACGAUAUGUAUCUGCCGUCGAGUACGGGCUGUUACUACGACAAGCUGGCCAUCUCGCGGUUCGGCGAUCCCAAUCUGAGCGAUGCGAUUGUACGCUGCGGAACGACCACAUUCAACGUGGAAAGCCAGUACAACAAGCUGGUGGUGGCUUUGCUGGGGAGCACGAGUACGUCCGGGGGAAGGUUCCGUUGUCAGAUUACGGCGCUCAAGCUUGCCUGCGACUGUGGACGUCACAAAACGCCCACGAUCGUCAACGGAUUUCCCACGUUGACAAACGAGUACCCGAUGAUGGCAGGAUUAGUGGACAACAGUUUGGCGAAGGUGUUCUGUGGAUCCACAAUCGUUACCGAUCGUCAUGUGCUUACUGCUGCUCACUGUCUGCUGGAUAGAACAGUUACCGGUACAAGCGUUCUCGUCGGCGAUCAGGACAUAAGCACCGGCUCCGACACCCCCUAUUCGUCGCUUUACCGCAUCUCCACCUUCACACAGCAUCCGAGCUAUAAUCCUACUUCUAAAACGAACGAUAUCGCACUGGUGCAAACGUUCAACACGAUCGUCUUUAAUCCGGGCGUCGGCCGGGUGUGUCUUCCGUUUUUCUUCAGCACGUCCAGUUUCGAAAAUGUUCGGCUCAGUGCGCUUGGUUGGGGCGCGAUCGACUUCGGUGCUCCAUCGUCGAAUGAGCUGCUGCAGACAACGCUGACUGUGGUGUCAUCCACCAGCUGUGGCACACAGCUCUCCCGCACGAUCCUUGCGUCGCAGAUGUGUACGUUCGCUGCCGGUAACGAUACUUGCCAGAAUGAUUCGGGCGGUCCACUGUACUAUACCGAUCCGAACAGCCAACUGGUCUACAGUAUCGGUGUGGUAGGGUUCGGUGUGGCCUGCGCAUCGAGCUUCCCGAGUGUGAACACGAGAGUUACCUCGUAUCUGGAUUGGAUCAGUAGUACCACAGGGUAUACGUUCUGUGAGAAGUAAUUCGGGUUUAAUAGUGAUAAUACAGUGCGAGUAAUGGUAAUAAGUAAGAUUCUCUUGACGUUGAGUUAUAAGUGGAAUACAUAUUCAAUUGUAGCUAGUUAUGCUUGAGAUCCAUUUUGUCUUGGUAUGAUUAAAGAUUAUAAGUAUAGACAUUAGAAAUAUCACCUGUAAUGGAUCGUCUAAACGUUGUUCUGUAAUUUUAAACUAUAAUCGUCAUAAUCAUAAAUUAAAUGAUGUGUUUAAAUAUGGGGUUGCCACAGCCAAGCUACACGUUUCGGACGACAUUGGACGAUGCAAUAAAUCCGUUAAUGACAACUGUAGAAUCUCAUACCAAAAUUCAAUGCACGGCAAAUACGUAAAAAGGGAUCAGAAUCGCCAAUGCAGGCUUCUUUCUUAGGGACAAUCAUCUAAGUCAAGCAACGACCUGGGUCGGAGCGAAGGGACAUAAAAUUUUAGGCUGGAAAGUAGCGCCGGUAAGUCAACAGAGUUGUCCAGCAGUUCCACGACAAAUAAUCUCUGGGCAUUGCAAUUGCGUUGCCAGCAUAGUACCGAAGCGUAUUUCAGCAUUUGUCACAAUCAGUAACGGUUAUCAGUGAAAAAAUUAAAUAAAUCUCAUAAAAAUUAGUAAA